Molecule: messenger RNA, 786 nt
Organism: Aspergillus clavatus NRRL 1
Lineage: Eukaryota; Fungi; Ascomycota; Eurotiomycetes; Eurotiales; Aspergillaceae
Exons: 2
Coding region: 1-786 (261 amino acids)
Source: RefSeq, a predicted model, not a curated record
AUGAGUGCGCCGGCGCAAUCCAGCCCGGCCGAGCCCUCAGGCAUCAUGUCGGGGCUUAAGAACUACAUCACACACCCUUUUACGAGCAUGGAUUCGCUCAUACCAGAUGCGCACAAUGUCCUGGACUGUCUCAACCAGCACGAGGAUAGUGGAAAUCAAUUCAUCCUGAUCCUUAACCUGCCCAAGCCAACGCUCGUCCUGUUGGACGAGGACAAGAAUGCGCUGGAUGGCGUCGAAUUUCGGUUUAUGUUUGAAGGAACAACGGGAUUCAUAAAGAUUGUUCCAUCAUAUACACACAAUGCCAUUACCCGGCGUCUAGCCCUAGCAAUCACUUAUGGCACAGUCCGUGCAGGGGCUCCAGAUUGGGACUUCGAAUGGGCUCAGAGGACGACCUUUAGUCCCACAGUGGCUGGUAACAAGGGCAAGUGGUUCGAAAACUCCCGCGGCGCUGUUCGCUAUGUUCUUACAUUGAGCGUCCAGCGGGCUCAGUGGUGCAUUCUGUUAGAAAAAUGGCAAUUGAGUCCUCCAGGGCAGCAGGUGGAUGCUACGAUGGCGAGCGGCAUCCAGCAGAUGACCGUGCCGCCAAUGCCCCCACUGGGAUUCCAGCAGCCAGCGGCCCAGUGUCCUUUUGCUGCCCAAAGAGUAACCAUCACACCAAGUACUGCCUCUGGGAGUACUCCGCUCUAUCUCCAAUUCCAAGCGCUAUUCGACCGUGUGCCUACACCGGCCGAAAGCGAUGUACAAAUAGGCGUACAAAAUCUGGUGAAUGUUGCCAAGAACUUGUGA